CUUUGGGGCUGCUCAGCAGGCUUAGCCCAGAGUUCUCCCGGGAACAAACCCCAACUUUUGGCUUGGAGCAGGAAAGCACCCCACUCCCUUCACCCCAGAAGAGCCCCCCCAGCACCAUGAACAUCUUCCGCAUCCUGGGGGAUGUCUCCCACUUGCUGGCCAUCAUUAUCCUGCUGGUGAAGAUCCACAAGUCCAAGUCCUGCGCUGGUAUCUCUGGGAAGAGUCAGAUUCUUUUUGCCCUCGUCUUCACAACCCGCUACCUGGACCUGUUUACCACAUUCAUCUCUGUCUACAACACCGUGAUGAAGGUCAUUUUUUUGCUCUGUGCCUACGUCACUGUGUACAUGAUCUACGUGAAAUUCCGGAAAACGUUUGACAGCGAGAACGACUCUUUCCGCCUCGAGUUUCUGCUGGUCCCUGUCACAGGCCUGUCAUUUCUGGAGAACCACAGCUUCACCCCCUUGGAGAUACUCUGGACCUUCUCCAUCUACCUGGAGUCCGUGGCUAUCCUGCCUCAGCUCUUCAUGAUCAGCAAGACAGGAGAAGCAGAGACCAUCACCACACAUUACCUUUUCUAUCUGGGCCUCUACCGUGUUUUCUACAUUGCCAACUGGGUCUGGCGCUACUACACAGAGAAUUUCUACGACCAGAUUGCUGUAGUUUCUGGGGUGGUACAAACCAUCUUCUACUGUGACUUCUUCUAUCUCUACGUUACCAAAGUCCUAAAAGGAAAGAAGCUAAGUCUUCCCAUGCCUGUCUGAAGACAUUUCCAGAGACAACGUAAGAAAUUCCAAAGACGAAGCUCUUCACGUCACAGCUUUCCUUUCCUGGCCCUUUCUGACUAAUGGAUGGCUCAGCUGAGUUUCACUCCAGUGCCAGGAAGGCAAUGAGGCCUGGAAAGAAAGCCAAUACGCUUUCCAUCUAUAUGAGACUUUUUUUAUUUUAUUUUUAUUUUUUAUUAUUUGAAUUUGGUGCAAGUAGUGCUGGCCAAUAUUGAAAUAGUGCAAAUUACUAUCUCCCGGCUCUUCCCAGCAUCUACCUCCAAAACACGCUUCUUAGCCUUGACCUGAGGCAGCACAUGGAGUGUAAGGGACACUGUCACUACCUUUAGUCCUCUAAAGAGUGCCUCUGUCAGAGGGAACACAGUACUGACAAGCCAAGAGAUACAAAGGACACCAACCCAUUUCACACAUGGCCACAUCAACACAGCAGACACUACAAACUGCUGUUUUAACUCUGUGUAAACUACCAUCCUCAUGAAAGCUCACUCUGCCUGAUCCCCAUUUUAUCAUGUCUUAUAACAUUAUGGAAAAAUACACUCCUUUUCAAGAACGCGAAUCUUUCAAGUACACACGAAUUAAAACAUUACCUCCCUCACCCACUCACACUCAGUGACAGUUCCUUGUAGUGUACAAACCAGGCCCAUUUCAAUUAAAAUGCUGUAGGUUGUAAAAAGAUCUUUCCAACUCCUUUAUUUUUUUUUCCCAAGCACUGGGAAGAACAAGGGCAAAGACUGUUUCACACUCAAAAAAUAAAGACAAAUUCCACAAUU
Molecule: messenger RNA, 1552 nt
Organism: Calypte anna (Anna's hummingbird)
Lineage: Eukaryota; Metazoa; Chordata; Aves; Apodiformes; Trochilidae
Gene: KDELR3
Product: KDEL endoplasmic reticulum protein retention receptor 3
Exons: 6
Coding region: 117-761 (214 amino acids)
Biological process (GO): endoplasmic reticulum to Golgi vesicle-mediated transport; protein retention in ER lumen
Cellular component (GO): membrane; endoplasmic reticulum; cis-Golgi network
Molecular function (GO): ER lumen protein retrieval receptor activity
Source: RefSeq, a predicted model, not a curated record